AUGUUACUUUUGCUGACUUUUCUGUUAGUGACUCUGGAUUGUAAUGCGUUGGCGUCUAAAAGUGACCAUAAUAACUGCAAGAGUGAAGAAAAAACGGUAAUAUGUAGUGUCCGUGUUCUUGAAUCUAAUGGAUCGAGCUUAGUCGUGGCGUCGACUGAGUAUACCCGGCGGUUGUUCGUCGAAUGUAAUCAGCUGCUGUUGUUUGAGAGCCGCCUAGAAGCGAAUUAUUUCCAGAGGUUUUCGAACCUUGAAGAUCUCUCACUGCAGAACUGCAAGCUCCUGAGAGUACCAGGUAAUGCGUUCGAAGGAUUGCGUGAUCUUAAGAAGUUGUCGAUUCGCACUAGAAAUCACGAUUGGAGCUCAAACAAAAAUUUGGAAUUGUCCUUGGGAACGUUCAAUGGAUUGAAAGAACUGCAAAUUCUCGAUUUAGGUGAAAAUAACCUAAAAGUGAUACCAUCAGAUGUGUUCUGCCCAUUGGGAAACUUGCAGAAAUUAAAUCUAACACACAAUAAAUUGAAAAAUAUAGAUCGUAUUGGGUUAGGGAAAAAUUGUGGACUGGAUAUUUUGAGUUUGGAUGUGAGCAACAAUGAAUUAAAAACUUUAAACGAAGACUCUGAGAUAACAACUCUUCGGCGACUUCAAGAGCUAAAACUUCAACAUAACAACAUAAGUGAUAUCUCUAGUGAAAUAUUUAAUGGACUCAUAUCUCUAAGGAUUUUAAAUAUUUCGCACAAUUAUCUACAGUUUAUUCCUGAAGGUACCUUUGCUAACACAAAAGAGCUAAGAGAGAUAUAUUUAAAUAAUAAUCAAUUAUUUGAGCUAGGUAGAGGUGUGUUUCACCGUUUAGAGCAACUGUUCGUUUUAGAUUUGUCAAAUAAUCAACUGUCGAGCGCACAUAUCGACGGCAGUACUUUUGUAGGCCUCAUCCGCUUAAUUAUUUUAAAUUUAUCAAAUAACGCCUUAACGAGAAUAGAUAAUAAAACCUUUAGGGAUUUGUUUGUACUUCAAAUAUUAGAUUUAAGAAAUAACUCAAUCGGUUAUAUUGAGGAGAAUACUUUCCUCCCCUUGUAUAAUUUGCAUACUUUAAUCUUAGCGGAGAAUCGCUUACACACCAUCGACGAAUUGCUUUUCAACGGACUGUUCGUUUUGAGUAAAUUAAACUUGAAUAAUAAUUUAUUAGUAAGUAUCGAUCCGAAAGCUUUCAAAAAUUGUUCCGACUUAAAAGAAUUAGAUUUAAGCUCCAAUCAAUUAGUCGAAGUUCCUAAAGCCAUUUGGGAAUUAUCCCUUUUAAAAACUUUAGAUCUCGGAGAAAAUUUAAUCACCGAUAUUAAAAAUGGGUCUUUUAAAAAUUUAGAUCAACUGACCGGUUUGAGAUUAAUUGAGAAUCAAAUUGGAAACUUGACAAUAGGCAUGUUCUGGGAGUUGCCCAGUCUACAAGUAUUGAAUUUGGCAAAAAAUAAAGUACAGGCGAUCGAAAGAGGAAGCUUCGAACGAAAUAAACAGUUGGAAGCAAUAAGAUUAGAUAGAAAUUUCAUUGUAGACAUUAACGGGGUUUUUUCAUCCAUACUCAGUUUAUUGUGGUUGAAUUUGUCAGAGAACCACUUAGUGUGGUUUGAUUAUGCGUUUGUUCCCGCUAAUCUUAAGUGGCUGGACGUGCACGGUAAUUACAUAGAGCAUUUGGGAAACUAUUAUAAGCUCCGCGAUGAGUUAAAGAUAACAACUUUAGACGUUAGCCGGAAUCAUAUCGUAGAAAUAUCUCCAUUAGUAAUACCAAAUAGCGUUGAAGUAUUAUUCAUUAACAAUAACCGGAUAACUAGCGUUCAAAUUAAUACGUUUAUGGAGAAGCGUAAUCUGACGAGGGUCGAUAUGUAUCAAAAUUUAAUAACGCACUUAGACCUAAAUAGCCUUCGUUUAUAUCCUGUACCGUUAAACAAGUCAUUACCUGAAUUCUAUAUAGGAGGAAAUCCGAUCGAUUGUGACUGCUCCAUGGAAUGGCUGCCUUUGAUAAAUAAUAUGACAUCUACGAGACAGUACCCCAGAAUAAUGGAUCUUGAAAAUGUUUUAUGCAAAAUGACACAUACUAGAAGCGUGACUCAUGUGACUCUAAGUAAUUUAAAAGCGACCGACUUUUUGUGUACAUAUGAAACCCAUUGCUUUACGCUUUGCCAUUGUUGCGACUAUGUAGCUUGCGAUUGUCAAAUGACAUGCCCUUAUAAUUGUUCGUGUUACCAUGACCCCACAUGGCACACAAACGUAGUAGAUUGUUCAAGCCAACGUGCUGUUGAUAUUCCGGAGAAAAUACCUAUGGACGCGACAGAAGUUUAUUUAGACGGUAACAAGUUUAAAGAAUUACAAAAUUACGCGUUCAUAGGUAGAAAGAAUAUGCGAUCUCUUUAUGUUAAUUCUAGCGAAGUGGAGAGUAUACAGAAUAGAACAUUCGCCGGUUUAUCAUCCCUCGUCGUACUCAGUCUUGCUAACAAUAAACUUACGCAUCUUUACGGGUACGAAUUUGAAUAUUUAUCACAACUCCAAGAGCUUUACUUGCAAAACAAUUUCCUAAGCUACGUUAGCAACACGACAUUCUCUACGCUUUACUCUCUCAAACAUCUAAGACUAGACGGUAAUAAAUUGGUCGAUUUUUCACUUUGGAGUUUAAGUUUGAAUAAAAAUCUUCACAGUUUAGCAAUAAGUAAUAACAUGUGGUCCUGUAAGUGUAGAUACUUACAACGAUUCACGUCAUAUCUAUCGGAGAACGUUCCUAAAGUUGUGGAUAUUUCUGAUCUUUGGUGCUGGAACUCGGACAGUUCUACGCCACAAAAGAAGGAUCUUAACCUAAACGGUACAAUAUGCAGCGAUUACUAUUCGGGGGACUCCGUCGAUAACGUACUAGUCUCGAAUUACGUGCCGAUGCUCGUAACGGCGUUCUCCGGAUUCAUGUUAAUAAUACUGGUCACCCUCCUGAUAUUCUUAUUCCGAGACACGAUACGUAUAUGGCUCUAUUCAAAUUGUGGAAUAAGAUUGUUCCCAUUCAACGGUGCGUACGACGACACAGACAAAUUAUACGACGCGUAUGUGUGUUACAGCCCGAAGGACGACGAUUUUGUGAUUCAAACUUUGGCGCCAGAAUUAGAGAACGGAAAUCCGUCGUAUCAUCUAUGCUUACAUUACAGAGAUGUACCACAGCACGGUACAACGUACAUGCAGUGUACUUUACCGCUCCCCGAGGCGGCCGAAGCCUCUAAGCGCAUUAUUCUCGUGCUAACUAGGAACUUCAUUCAGACUGAAUGGUCUCGAUUCGAGUUUAGGCAAGCCUUACAUGAUAUACUCAAAACUAGAAUCUAUAGUUUAAUUAUAAUAGAGGAAAGCUCAGUUUUAACCGAAGCGGAGUGCGAUCCCGAUUUGAGACCCUAUUUGAAAACGAGUUCAAGAAUACGAUGGGGGCAAAAUAAGUUCUGGGAGAAGGUGAAAUACGCGCUACCGGAUCGCAAUUUUAUACCUAAGACAUCUAGCUUAAGGCGUAAUAAUGUAAAUUCGUUUAAUAUGCGCGCUGGCGUGCAGAACGGUACAAUGCGAUCGUUUUCUUUUGAUAAAAUGAGGGUUUCUGCCGAUGGUGUAAGCGCUUCUCCGGAGUAUGUUGAAAAUAGAUCACAGUAUAUCCAAAGCGCGUACGGUCCAGAUGGUAGACCGCCCUCUGAUCAUAUCUACUCCUCUAUCGACUCUGACUAUUCCUCUCUGGAGUUAGGCGGAACUAAUGUAAAUAGGAGAAGAGAUUUUAGGCACUGGCCUCCUCCCCCUCCCAUAAUAGACACGCAGCAUUCGGGCCAGGCUUACCUCGUCUAG
Messenger RNA from Leptosia nina, 3840 nucleotides. The record is from the annotation of a GenBank genome assembly. Lineage: Eukaryota; Metazoa; Arthropoda; Insecta; Lepidoptera; Pieridae.